AUGAAUUAUUGUCUUCCUUUGAGUACUCUACAAACAACUACCAAACGAAGACUUACUUUGAGAAGACUUUGUUGCAAACAGCUCAGGAAGAAGACUUUGGUGCAGAUUGCAGAGGAAGAGGAAGCAAACACAACUAUGGCCGAUGCUGUAAUUGGUGCUACUGUUCAAGUUUUGCUUGAAAAGUUGAUUUCUCUCACUAUCGAGGAGGUCAACAGCUCAAGGGAUUUCAACAAAGAUCUCGAAAUGUUGACACAAAAUGUAUCUAUUGAAGCUAUAUCCUUAAUCCAAGCUUUCAUUCAUGAUGUUAAAACACCACAAGUUGAGAAACAACAGUCUAUCGAACAAUGGCUCAACAGGCUUGAGAGAGUUGCUGAAGAUGCUGAAAAUGUGUUUGAUCGAUUCAGAUAUGAAUCUCUCAAAACAAAAGUGGUGAGGAGCCCAUUGAAAAAGGUCAGUGGUUUCUUUUCUCAUUCUGCUUUUAAGAGAAAAAUGUCUCAAAAUAUCAACAACAUAAAUAAAGAGUUGACGGCUAUCAAUAAGGUAGCCAAAGACCUCGGUCUACAAUCACUCAUGGUACCUUCUCGGAAAAUACUACCAAUUCGAGAAACAGAUUCCUUAGUAGUUGCUUCAGAUGUUGUUGGUAGAGAUUUGGAUGUUUCUGAGAUAAAGGAGAAGAUUUUGAACAUGAGAGAGGAGGAUGUUGUUCUGUCCACCAUUCCCAUAGUAGGUAUGGGAGGUUUAGGGAAAACAACUGUGGCUAAGAGGAUUUACAAUGAUGAACACAUCAAUGAAAUCUUUAAAAAGAGAAUUUGGUUGUGUAUACCUGAAAUGUCUGAAACGAAGAGCUUUCUUGAACAAAUCCUCGAAUCGUUGAUAGAGAGGAAAAUUGAGGUUGAAAGGAGAGAUAUAAUAGUCAAGAAGCUACAAGAUGAAUUGGGAGGAAAAAAAUAUUUGCUAGUCCUGGAUGAUUUGUGGUGUGUUGACUCUACAUCGUGGCAUGAGUUCGUGGACACCUUGAGAGGAAUAAAUACAUCCAGAGGAAACUGCAUUCUUGUGACUACUCGUAUGAAGCGGGUGGCAUCCACAGUAGCAACAGAUCUUCAUAUCUUGGGGAAGUUAACAGAAGAUCAUUGUUGGUCUAUUUUCAAACAAAAAGCAUUUGUUGAUGGCAGGGUUCCAGAGGAAUUAGCGAGCAUGGGCAACAAGAUUGCUAAAAUGUGCCAAGGUCUACCGUUGGCUGCAAGUGCGUUGGGAGGGCUCUUACACAACAAAGAAAAACAUGAAUGGCAAGCAAUUCUUGAUGGCAACCUCCUUGUUGCAGGUGAUGAUGAUAAUGGAGACAAUAGCAUAAAGAAAAUCCUAAAACUCAGCUAUGAUUAUCUACCAUCUCCACAUCUGAAAAAAUGCUUUGCUUAUUUUGCAAUGUUUCCAAAAGAUUAUAUGUUUGAAAAGGACCAACUAAUCCAACUCUGGAUGGCAGAAGGGUUUCUUCGUCCAAGUCAAGAGAUCCCUGUGAUGGAAGACGUUGGGCACAGGUUUUUUCAAAUCUUGUUGCAGAAUUCCUUGCUACAAGAUGUUGUGUUAGAUGAACACAACAAUAUAACACACUGUAAGAUGCACGAUCUUGUGCAUGAUUUGGCUGGAGAUAUCUUAAAAUCUAGACUAUUUGAUCCGAAGGGCGACAAUGGAGAAAAACUUUCUCAAGUUCGAUACUUUGGAUGUGAGUCACCAACGGAUCAAAUAGAUAAGAUAUAUGAGCAUCCCCAAAUUGUUGCGAAACCGCGAUCCCCUAUUUGUCAACACUUGUGUAUCUCUUCUGCAUUCAUCCACUACAUCUGCUUCAGUGCUUCAUUUUGCAACUUGACAUCUCUCGUAGAUCUUAGUGUCCAUGCUGGGAAUGAGCUCACUUGUUUUCCUGAUGAGAUGCUACGCAACAACGUUUCUCUUCAAAACCUAACGGUCUCAGCCUGCAGAGACUUUCGUGAAUUGCCACAAAGCUUGUGCAAUCUCCAUUCUCUUAAGAGCUUACAAAUACACUUGUGCCCCAAUUUCAGUGCUUUCCCUGUUCCCAGUGGAGAGAAUUAUUUGACUUCCCUCCAAAGUCUUGAGUUAUAUUAUUGUUAUGGAUUGAGGAAUGCUAGAGCAUUGUCGGUCUCUGGAAUCUUUGGUGUUCAUGUGCUUGUACCCGCAGGGGGCCUUCAUCGUCUCACCAGGUUAAGGAUAUUGCAUAUUGGUCCUUUCUCAGAGAUGGUGGAUUUUGAGGAAUUCCAAUUGAUUUUUAAUGGCAUUCAGCAGCUAUCGUCCCUUCGUAGAUUGGAUGUGUACGGACGUACGCGUUGGGAUUCUCUGCCCCAUCAGCUUAUGCAGAUCUCUUCCCUAACACAUAUCCAUAUAUGUGAUUUCGGAAUCGAGGAUCUUCCUCAUAGACUUGAGAACCUUACUGCUCUUGAAGCAUUACGUCUAGAGAGCUGCAAACGGCUACAACAUCUGGACUUCUCAGAUGUCAUUCUCAAAUUACGGUAUGUGGAGAUCCGUGAUUGUCCAUUUUUAGAAGUUGUGUCAGAUGCGCUUGGCAACCUUGUUUUUUUGGAAGAGUUGAGUUUAUGUAACUGCGAAAAACUAGAGCAUUUGCCAUCUAGAGAUGCCAUUCGACACCUCACUAAAUUAUGGGAUGCUAUUGUAUCAGUCUCCUUUGAGAAGGACUUCAACGGGUUGACCUGUUUGAGGCGUAUCUGUCCAUUAGAUGCCAUGCCCAAAUUAUGGUAUGUGGAGAUCUAUGAUUGUCCAUUGUUAGAAGCUCUGUCGGAUGGGCUCGGCAACCUUGUUUCUUUGCAAGAGUUAAGUUUACGAAACUGUGAAAAACUAGAGCAUUUGCCCUCCAGAGAUGACAUGCGACGCCUCACUAAAUUACAGAGCCUGAGAAUUGAAGGCCGCCCAAAGUUAGAAGAAAGUUGCAACAAUCGGAGUGGCCCAGUGGUCCAACAUUUCUCAUAUUCCUAA
This is a messenger RNA of Solanum verrucosum, 3000 nucleotides long. Its product is annotated as disease resistance protein RGA2-like. Bases 1 to 3000 code for a protein of 999 amino acids. NCBI's taxonomy places the organism in Eukaryota, Viridiplantae, Streptophyta, Magnoliopsida, Solanales, Solanaceae. The record is from RefSeq and is a predicted model, not a curated record. Gene Ontology annotation, molecular function: ADP binding. Gene Ontology annotation, biological process: defense response to other organism. The transcript is spliced from 6 exons.